This is a messenger RNA of Poecilia latipinna (sailfin molly), 1098 nucleotides long. RefSeq names its product C-reactive protein-like. Lineage: Eukaryota; Metazoa; Chordata; Actinopteri; Cyprinodontiformes; Poeciliidae. The transcript is spliced from 6 exons. The record is from RefSeq and is a predicted model, not a curated record. The coding region runs from base 400 to 1065 and encodes 221 amino acids.
GGAAAAGAAUCAUGUGAGUGAUUUCAUAUGACGUUAUCUCACCAGUUUAUUUCAGGAUUUUUUUUAAAAAUCAACUCCAUGCUGGAAUGGUCAAGUCAACCAGCUAGCUGACCUAAAUGUUAGCUCACAGGGCAAAUCUGAAACAUAAAACCUAAAUGUUUUUGUUACUGAAGAGGCAGGACACAAUUUUACCAUUUGUUUUUCAAAAGGUUUAGAAAUGUCUUCAUGUGUCGUCUUAUACCCACAUAGGAGUUAGAGCAAGCCUCAUCCGAGAAACUUGCUCUCAUAUAAACCUUUAAUGUGUAUUAUUUUAAGAAAGCAACAAAAAUGUUUUUUUUGUUUUUUACUUUGAGGAGUGGCAGCACAUGAUGUCACCAACAUCCAGAAUCAACGUCCAAGAUGCUGUUCUUUCUGCUGUUGGUGACAUCAUGUGCUGCCACUCCUCAAAAUCUUUCAGGAAAGAUGUUCACCUUCCCGCAAGAAACCAACACAGCACAUGUUAGGUUGACAUCAAGUCAAAAUUUACAGGCUGUAACUGUCUGUUUGAGGUUCUUUACAGACCUCAAAAGACAUCACUCUCUUUUCUCGUUGGCUCUACCCUCUUUAGAUAACGCCUUUUUGUUGUUCAAAUCGGCCAACUUAGAUUCUUUUCAAAUGUAUGUAAGGAACACGGCCGCAAAUUUUGAAGGACUGGACUUCAAGCUGAACAAGUGGCAAUCAGUUUGUGCAACAUGGGAUGCUGCAUCAGGUUUGGCCCAACUGUGGGUGGAUGGAAAGCCUUCAAGCAGGAAAUUUACCAGCUCUGGAUCCAAUAUCAAUGGACCAAUUAUUAUUGCUUUGGGACAGGAACAAGAUUCACAUGGUGGUGGUUUUGAUGUCAAACAAUCAUUUGUCGGCAUGAUGUCAGAUCUCCAUAUGUGGGAUUACAAGCUUUCACCCUGUGAGAUCCGGAAAUACACGAAUGGCCAUGGCUACGCAAAUGGAAAUGUGUUGAACUGGAAUUCACUGGAAUUCCAGAUUAUAGGAAGGGUGCUGAUCGAGAAUCAACAGAAUACUUGUCAGUAAAUCCUAAUUUCUACAAAUUUAUAUAGUGCACAA